Molecule: messenger RNA, 1320 nt
Organism: Spirometra erinaceieuropaei
Lineage: Eukaryota; Metazoa; Platyhelminthes; Cestoda; Diphyllobothriidea; Diphyllobothriidae
Source: the annotation of a GenBank genome assembly
AUGAUCGUGCCCAAUCUUUCAACCUGGCCUUACCUAGAUUCACCUUGGGAUCUCUUCCAGGAAUGUGACCAUUACAAUAGCACUGUCGACGGAAAUCUGGGAGCUUGCAUCAUUGCUCACUUGCUGGGCAUCGUUUCCGCCUACAUAUUUCCCUUUGUUGGCAUCUUUGGCAUAAUCUCAAACAGCCUCGUCGUCUAUGUCUUCUUUUUUGUCUUCCGCAAACCCAGUCGACAGAUGAUAUACCUAGGUUGUAUUUCUGGGGUCGACAUCCUGACACUCAUCACCUUCGGCUGGAUCUGGCUAUUUCCCUCCAAAGGCCUUCCCUAUGCUACAUUUGGUCGGGUCUACUUUUUCGUCUUUAAUGUCGGCGAUGUGUCCUGCAAACUCUUUCGCUACGCCUACUCCUUCACAGCCAGCCUCAGUUCGUCACUCUUUCUGGUAACUGCGGUCGACCGCUGUCUCAGCAUUUACUUCCCCCUUACCUUUGGUCGACUGCCCAGGCGACGCGCCUGGGAGGCGGUCCUCGUAACUACCCUAAUCAGUGCACUUCUCAUGCUACCGUUUGGUAUUAUGGUGCGGCAAGGCUAUUCGCAGGGCAAGAUAAUUUGUUGGGUGUUCGAAGAGAAGACAUUUCUACAGAUUUAUCAUGUCCUACUGUCCAACAGUUGUCUCCUCCAGACCCUGCUCGUCAUAGCUGUCAAUAUAGCUUUGGUGAUUCGCCUAAAGCGCGCCGUCCUGCAACGUGAGUCAAUGUCCAAUCAUGCUAACACCAACCGCGAGAUCGCAGCCUCAAUGCUGCUGGUUAUUCUUUCAGCUGCUAUGGUCAUGGCUGCCCUGCCACAGUCCAUUGCCUAUGCACUGUCCAGCAUACUCUCUGAGGUGCUGCAGGAGGAGGAGGAGGGCCGAACGAUCGUCAGACUGGUCUACAACAUUUCCGACCUGUGUUGGCACAUACUGUUUCUGCAACAGGCCCUGAACUGGGUGCUCUACAUGAAACGGAUGAAGAACUUUCGACAGCAGACUCUCAGACUGCUACGAUGCCGGUGUUCUCCAACUCGUGGUCUGCAUGAAGAGACCUUCAGUUCUAUUCGCGUCAUUACCAAGAAGGUGCGACUUUCCGUGGUUGAGUCCUUUAGGGAGGAGAGAGGCAAAAAAGUCUUCGUUAAGAAGGCAUCCAAUAUGAAUAAAACGAAGUGUCUCGAAAAUUUCCAGUGCGACGGUGUAAUUAAACUGCAGGGUUACACUACUAGGGAGCGAGAUUUGUCGCUUGAACGGACUUUUUCAGAAGGAGAAGAAAUUACUGUUUCUACAAAAUUUUAA